GCGCGCGUCAUCUCCCUCGCGACACAUAUCAUAAGACAGAGAAGAGGAACGAAUCUCAAGACGUUACGUAUUAGCUUAUAGCCAUUAUUAGUUUUGUCUCUUCUACUAGUUCGUUGGUCGUCUUCUUCGUCUUAGUAAUUCCAUGAUUCUUCUUCCUUCUGCUUCACCUUCCCGAUGACCCUCUGCACAAGCCGCGAUCAUGACGCUAAAUCCUCCUCCGUCGCAGCAAACGCCUCAGUCGCCGCGUCGGAUUCCCAAUCGCCGCGUUCUCAUCGUCGGGAAUUACUGCCACGACGUUCUGAUCCAAAACGGAUCCGUCGUAGCUGAAACACUCGGCGGCGCCGCCUCUUUCAUCUCUAAUGUCCUAGAUUCUUCCUCUGUAUCCUGCGAAUUGGUCUCCAAAGUCGGACACGACUUCAGAUACGAGGUUAUCCACUCUCCGAUCGUGGCUCCGGACAAAGAAACCACAAUUUUCGAGGCGUAUUUCGAUCUGGGAAUCGAUGGGAUCGGUCACGCUGAUCGGGUGUUGAAACGGGUCUCUGCAUGUGAUCCGAUUCUUCCUUCGGAUAUACCCGAUUCGAGAUUCGAUUUCGGGAUGGCUGUUGGAGUCGGUGGCGAGAUUUUACCGGAGACGCUUGAGAAAAUGGUGGAGAUCUGCGACGUUGUUGCUGUGGAUAUUCAAGCUUUGAUUAGGGUUUUUGAUCCCGUGGAUGGAGCUGUGAAGCUUGUUGAUUUGAAAGAAAGUGGAUUUUUUCACAUCUUGCAUCGAAUUGGAUUCUUGAAAGCUUCAUCAGACGAAGCUCUUUUCAUGGAUGUUGAACAAAUGAAGCAGCUGUGUUGUGUGGUGGUGACUAAUGGUGAAAAAGGGUGUAGGAUUUAUCAUAUGGAUGAUGAAAUGACGGUUCCUCCGUUCUUGGCGAAGCAGGUGGAUCCUACCGGCGCCGGAGAUAGCUUUCUCGGAGGUUUGGUUGUUGGGCUUGUAGAAGGUUUGACUGUUCCUGAUGCUGCAUUGUUAGGGAACCUCUUUGGUUCCAUCACUGUAGAGCAUAUUGGUCAGCCAAAGUUCGAUUUGAUGAUGCUUCAGAGAGUCAAGGAUGAGGUACAGAAAAGGAAGAAGCAAUGUAACCUCUCUAGCAGCCAUAAAAAUGAUCACAAUGAGUUCCAUGAGCGUCUAAGUCCAGCUCGGUUUUCAUGCGUAGACUCUCAACUUCAACCAAAGUUAUUGGUCAAUGGUCACUCCUGUGACAGGUGAUGAUGAUCGGUCCCGGUGAAUACGAAUCUUGAAUCACUACUAACAAAGCUCUUCUGAGUUGUGUAAGCUUCCACACGUUGAUGAAUUUUGGAAAUUUUAGUGUAUAAAACGCGAUGACCAUCGUCUUCAAACGCUCUUUGUUGUCGCUAUCGUAAAGUUUCUUAGCAAGUCCGCGUUUCAAAUUCGAAAUGAAGAUGUCAAAUUUUUU
Messenger RNA from Arabidopsis lyrata subsp. lyrata, 1460 nucleotides. Its product is annotated as inositol 3-kinase. The record is from RefSeq and is a predicted model, not a curated record. Gene Ontology annotation, molecular function: kinase activity. Bases 200 to 1252 code for a protein of 350 amino acids. Gene Ontology annotation, biological process: myo-inositol hexakisphosphate biosynthetic process. NCBI's taxonomy places the organism in Eukaryota, Viridiplantae, Streptophyta, Magnoliopsida, Brassicales, Brassicaceae. The transcript has 2 exons.